AUGACGGACUACAAGUCUGUAUCGACACCCAUGUCUUGGACUAUGAAAUUAUCUGCUCAAGGGGGUGCUCACUACCGCUCCAUUGUUGGCGCCUUACAGUAUGUAACCCUGACCCGUCCAGAUGUUGCCUAUGCAGUGAAUCAUGCCUGCCAAUAUAUGCAUGCACCUACGAAUAACCAAUGGUCGCUUGUCAAGCGCAUCAUGCGCUAUCUCAAAGGCACACAACAUCAUUGGUUAGUACUACGUAGAUCCUCCGAUUUCAGUCUUCAAGCCUUUAGUGAUGCCGAUUGGGCUAGAAACAAUGAUCACAGAAAAUCAACCGAUGGAUAUGCAAUUUUUCUCGACCCUAACCUCAUCUCUUGGGCCUCCAAAAAACAAUGUACUGUUGCCCGCUCCUCCACCGACGCUGAGUAUAAGGCACUGGCUGUUGCUUGUGCAGAGUUGACAUGGCUACGGUCCUUAUUUGCGUAA
Molecule: messenger RNA, 471 nt
Organism: Telopea speciosissima
Lineage: Eukaryota; Viridiplantae; Streptophyta; Magnoliopsida; Proteales; Proteaceae
Exons: 1
Coding region: 1-471 (156 amino acids)
Source: RefSeq, a predicted model, not a curated record